Molecule: messenger RNA, 1095 nt
Organism: Brettanomyces nanus
Lineage: Eukaryota; Fungi; Ascomycota; Pichiomycetes; Pichiales; Pichiaceae
Gene: ARO4
Product: 3-deoxy-7-phosphoheptulonate synthase
Exons: 2
Coding region: 1-1095 (364 amino acids)
Biological process (GO): aromatic amino acid biosynthetic process
Cellular component (GO): cytoplasm
Molecular function (GO): 3-deoxy-7-phosphoheptulonate synthase activity
Source: RefSeq, a predicted model, not a curated record
AUGAGUGACUUAAGGCAUAUGAAUACACCAAUUCCUCAGGAAUAUGAUGAUUUAAGGGUGGUCGGUUAUGAUCCUUUGAUUCCUCCUGAAUUACUUACCCAGGAAAUCCCACUAACAAAGCAUGCCGCCUUUACUGUGAUUAAAGGUAGAAAAGAGGCCUCGGCUAUCAUCAACCGAAAGGACGACAGACUACUGAUUAUAGUGGGCCCCUGCUCACUUCAUGAUCCUAAAGCUGCCAUGGAGUAUGUUCACAAAUUAAAAGGGUUGGCAGAUCAAUUGAGUGGGGAACUAUGCAUUAUUAUGAGAUCUUACUUAGAAAAACCUAGAACUACGGUUGGCUGGAAAGGGUUGAUUAAUGAUCCUGAUAUGGAUGGAACCUUCAAAAUUAACAAGGGUUUAAGAAUCUCCAGACGACUAUUUGUUAAUCUCAAUGAGACUGGUAUUCCUAUUGGUUCUGAGAUGUUGGAUACAACUUCUCCUCAAUACUUGAGUGAUUGCCUUUCUUUUGGUGCCAUUGGUGCCAGGACUACCGAGUCCCAGCUUCAUAGAGAGUUGGCCUCUGGUUUAUCUUUCCCUAUUGGUUUUAAAAAUGGAACUGAUGGCUCUUUGGACGUCGCCAUGGAUGCUAUUCAGGCUGCGUCUUUCCCACAUCAUUUCAUGGGAGUUACUAAAACUGGUUUGGCAGCUAUCACUAUAACUACCGGUAAUAAGGAUUGCUUUGUCAUUCUUAGAGGUGGUAAGCAAGGUCCUAAUUACGACCCAAAGUCGAUUGCAGUGGCCAAAUCGAAGCUUCCGGAAGGUAGAGUGUUGAUGGUGGACUGUUCUCACGGUAACUCGCAAAAGGAUUUCAGAAACCAACCCGUGGUUUGUGCCUCUGUUGCUGAACAAAUAUCUAAUGGUGAGAGCAAAAUUAUUGGUGUCAUGAUUGAGUCGAAUAUUAAUGAAGGUAAGCAAUCGAUUCCUGAAGACAAAUCGCAGCUCAAAUACGGUGUUUCCAUCACUGAUGCCUGUGUGUCUUGGGAAACUACGGUGAAAAUGCUAAAGCAGUUGUCUGACGCUGUCAAGGCCAGAAGAGUCAAGGUUGCCAAGAAUUAG